This is a messenger RNA of Talpa occidentalis (Iberian mole), 4777 nucleotides long. RefSeq names its product aldehyde dehydrogenase 5 family member A1 (gene ALDH5A1). The transcript is spliced from 10 exons. Bases 1 to 1593 code for a protein of 530 amino acids. Gene Ontology annotation, molecular function: succinate-semialdehyde dehydrogenase (NAD+) activity. Gene Ontology annotation, biological process: GABA catabolic process. The record is from RefSeq and is a predicted model, not a curated record. Lineage: Eukaryota; Metazoa; Chordata; Mammalia; Eulipotyphla; Talpidae.
AUGGCCGCCUGCUUUCGGCUGCGGAGCUGCGGGGCCCCGCGCCUCCCGCCCGCGCCCUCGGGCCACGGCCUCCGCCCGGCGCCCGCCCGGCGGCGCGCGCCCUGCCCGGCGCAGCCCCGCCGCUACGCUGGGGCCCCGGCGGGCCUCUCCGCGGGGCUGCUGCGCACCGACGCCUUCGUGGGCGGCCGCUGGCUCCCGGCCGCCGCCGCCUUCCCGGUGCACGACCCCGCCAGCGGCGCGGAGCUGGGCGUGGUGGCCGACUGCGGGGUGCCGGAGGCCCGAGCCGCCGUGCGCGCGGCCUACGAGGCUUUCUGCGCCUGGAAGGGGGUCUCGGCCAAGGAGAGGAGUUCAUUACUUCGAAAGUGGUACGACUUAAUGAUACAAAAUAAGGAUGACCUUGCCAAGAUAAUUACAGCUGAAAGUGGCAAGCCACUGAAGGAGGCACAGGGAGAAAUUCUCUACUCUGCCAAUUUCCUGGAGUGGUUUUCAGAGGAAGCCCGCCGCAUUUACGGAGACAUCAUCUAUCCCCCGGCGAAGGACAGGAGGGCUCUGGUCCUCAAGCAGCCCCUGGGUGUGGCUGCUGUCAUCACCCCGUGGAAUUUUCCCAGUGCCAUGAUCACGCGGAAGGUGGGGGCCGCCCUGGCCGCUGGCUGCACCGUGGUGGUGAAACCUGCUGAGGACACACCCUUCUCCGCCCUGGCCCUUGGAGAGCUUGCCAACCAGGCUGGCAUUCCUCCAGGCGUAUACAACGUUGUUCCCUGCUCUCAGAAGAAGGCCAAGGAGGUAGGGGAAGCGCUGUGCACUGAUCCUCUGGUGUCCAAAAUUUCCUUUACUGGCUCAACAGCAACCGGAAAGAUACUGCUGCACCAUGCAGCCAACUCAGUGAAAAGGGUCUCCAUGGAAUUGGGUGGCCAUGCCCCAUUCAUUGUCUUUGACAGUGCCAACGUGGACCAGGCUGUAGCAGGUGCCAUGGCAUCGAAAUUUCGGAACUCUGGUCAGACCUGUGUUUGCUCAAACCGUUUCUUGGUGCAAAAAGGUAUCCAUGAUUCCUUCGUGAAAAAAUUUGCUGAGGCAAUUAAAACAAACCUGCAUGUGGGUAAUGGAUUUGAGGAGAAAACUACUCAAGGCCCUUUAAUUAAUAAAAAAGCAGUAGAAAAGGUAGAGAAACAGGUGAGCGACGCAGUUUCCAAAGGAGCCACCAUCGUGACAGGCGGGAAGCGACACCAACUUGGACAGAACUUCUUUGAGCCCACGCUGCUCAGCAAUGUCUCCCGGGACAUGCUUUGCUCUCAUGAAGAGACUUUUGGGCCCCUGGCACCAGUUAUCAAGUUCGACACAGAGGAGGAGGCGGUGGCCAUUGCAAACGCGACUGACGUGGGCUUGGCAGGUUAUUUUUACUCCCAAGACCCAGCCCAGAUCUGGAGAGUGGCAGAGAAGCUGGAGGUGGGCAUGGUGGGUGUGAACGAAGGCUUGAUCUCCUCCGUGGAGUGCCCGUUCGGUGGGGUGAAGCAGUCUGGCCUGGGGCGAGAGGGAUCCAAAUAUGGCAUUGACGAGUACCUGGAGGUCAAGUAUGUGUGCUUUGGAGGCCUGUAGGAUUCUUCCAUUCUUUUAAAAAUAAAAAAGGAAGCUUACCUACAGCUAUGGGGACAUGCCAUCCGUUCUUUUAAAUGAACUUAGAGAUUAUGUGAAUUAAGACUUUUUUAUAGCUCCUCCAGUCCUCAUAGUCUUAAGCACAUGCCAAUCCUACUCUUCCCCUUAUCUCACUAGGGACCAAUACAUGCCAUGGGCCGAUGGCUGCAGACUCCCCAAGAACCAGCAUCAGUUUAGAGAAUGAUGCCCUGGGCCCCGAUCCCUGUCUGCCUUGGAGCAAGUGUGGCGUGAGGCAGGUGGUCCUGUGGCCCCGUCACAAAGGCGGGAUCACUGCCUGGGUGAUGACACAGCCAUCUGCCAUGAGGCUCCAGAGCUUAGACCAGGAGGUCUGUAGGCAAGACCCGGGUAUUACUGGCCGGCUGUUAUGGGGUCCCGGCACCCCCUGGCCGCCAACUCAACACUAGAGAUGCUUGCUCUGUAUUUGGAAUGUUGCUGUGAGGGUUGAAUUUUUAAGAUAUCUGAAAUAGCACAGAAUUGCCUGUGCCUCUGGGGAAUGAGAGAGCCCCUGUCCCUUUUUCCAGGCCAGUUUUUUUCACUGAGGUUUUCAUCGUCCUAAAUUCACUGCCUGAAGAUUGUUUUCCUGUCUGUCCUGUUUUCCAUUUCACUUUCUGUCCUUCGGGAAAUGAGCACAGGGGUAGAGCAGAGAACAGCAGAGCAGGUGGUGGGCAGGCAGGCACAUGAGUGGUAGCUUUCUGCUGUCAGACAUGCUGUUCAACACCCUCCUUCCAGCCCUCAAGAGCAUGCCUUACUUAUUCGGUGAGCUAUUGUGAGCCCAAGAGAAAGCAAAAGUAUUUGCAAAAAAAAAAAAAAGGAAAAGAAACUAAUAUAAGAACCACAGCCAUUAACAGGGAAGCAGUGCCUCCCUGGGACACUGGCAGUAGCUUGGCCAAGGUAAGGGCAGGCUAGUUCCCACCUGCUCCUCUCACGCCCCAACCUGCCACCUGAGUAAGUGGCUGUCACCUAUAGCCUGCUCUUGCUGUCCUCAUGAGGCCCUGCUCCUUUACCUCCAAAUGAGCAAAAGCACAGCACUCUCAAAAGGAAAAAGGAUUUCCUUCAUUGCCAAACUACCUUGUGGAAAAGGUGGGAGGUCUGAAAUUUCAGGCAUCUUUUCCCCAAAUAUGAGCAUCUACAGUUCAUCAUUUAGAAACCCAAAACCUAAAGCCCUAUGACCAGCAUCUCCUCUCACAGGGAGAGCAAAACUUUAAGAAAAUUCGAGGCUUAUUCUUUCAUCUCUCCCUUCAUCUUGAUCCACUGAGGAAAGGAAUACAGUCACACAUUGCUUCAUGUUUUGGUCAAGGAUAUACGUGGGUAGGAUGGCAGUCCCUGGGCAGAGCCUGGCUGCCAUCUAGUCUGUUGCUCGGGACCUAUGGUUGAGAAGCUAAAGGUCUCCAAUGUCCCUGAGGCCCCAAGGAAGGAGCUGCCAUCAGCCCCCUUAUAGCAUACCUUGCCCAGGCCCUGUCAAGAAUCACAUUAUGUCAGCAUCUUGACAGCAAAUACCUACUUUUUUUUUUAUAGUUUUUAGAUUGUUUUAUAACAUUAAAUAACUUAAGAUUUGGGUGUGUCCAUCUGUUUUCUAUUUUAAAAAAUAAUACAGCAUCUUUAUUGUUGGCUGGGAUACUUGAAGGUGUUUGGAUCAUUACAUUCAAAUAACUUUGUAACUUUCUUAAGUCAGUGAUUCCUUGGCUGGGUGGUGGAUUUUGGAUUUUGUAUAUUUGGCUCAGUAGGUGCAAAAAGGAAGGGUCAGAAACUCACUGCAAUAUCUUUGAUUGAUUUUGUAGUUAAAAUAAUUUGAAAAGGAAGUAGCUAACUGUUUAGUAAAAUGAUUCUGGGUUAUGGGGAGAAAGAGAAGUGUUUUUAAAUGAACAUUCAGGAGCUGGGAAUGUCUUUUUCAAGAAAUUAACCAUAUGUGAUGGAUGGAAUUUUUUAAAAUAUAUUUUAUAACAGGAAAUGGCAAAGGCUUGGCAAACAACAGCUCAUGGGCCAAAUCUAGCCCACCACCUGUUUUUGUACAACCCAGAGCUAAGAACAGUGUUGUAUUUCAAAUGACUCAGGGAAAAUAAAAGAAGAAUCAUAUUGAUGACACAUGCAAAUUACAUGAUGUUGAGAUUAUCCAAAAGAGCAAAAGCGUAGCACUCUCAAAAGGAAAAAGAAUUUCCUUCAUUGCCAAACUACCUUUAACUUUACACUGUGCCAGAUGACUGUAUUCUCUAAAGACUGGAGCCCAGGGUUUUAAUUAUUCAUGCAGCUAUGGAAGAGGUGGGAGGUUUGAAAUUUCAGGCAUCUUUUUUCUCAAAUAAGGGCUUUUACAGUUCAUCAUUUAGUCCAUAAAGAAAAUUUGGGAACACGAUCACCCCAUUUACGGUGACCCAUUCAUGGUCACCCCGCUGCACUAUGGUGUAUGGUUAAUUUCUUAGCAGACAACCUGACCUGCAUUCACUCUUCAGCUCUACAGAAAAUGUUGCCACCCCUAAUCUACACCAGCAGGGAGAGAUUGACCUUACCACAUUUAUUGGGCAUUAUUUCAUUUCACUGACCCCUAUUAUGUAAAAAAUACUUUUCCGGGCAUUGCUCCAAUGAGUCCCACCAAGAAUCCCCAGCAAUUGCACAUAACUCAAAUGAAAUUACUCAGAUAACAAGAGACUAUUGGCCUUGGCAAAAACACUUCUCGAUUUACUCUCCGCAGCUGUGCAGGGAUUCUCAUCUGCAUCUGGCUGUCUGUUCAAGAGACUUAAAUAAUAAGUGUGAUUUUAUGUCAACUGCUGUUUCUUCUGCCUUUAUUUGUAUGGAAGCCUCAGUGAAAAUAAAGAUCAGAAGUCGAUGCAAAUAAAAAUAUAUUAUUGUCAACUUAUGUUAUUAACUUUACACUGUGCCAGAUGACUGUCUUCUCUAAAGACGGGAGCCCAGGAUUUUCAUUAUUCAUGCAGCUAUUUUAGGUAGCAUUUUACUUGAAUAAUAUUUAAGCUGUGAUUUUUCUCGUGCUGCUUUGUGGAAUAACACUUGAGAAUAAAUGUGGAAACACUUGGCUUUGUAAACAUGAGCAUAUCACUCAUUUGUCAAUUUUUGAUAAUUGUGUACAUCUAUCAGUGUCUUGUUAGCAGAGUUGUGUGUGAUUAAUAAAUGUUAUAUU